AUGUUAGCCGUAUCUAUGAGUGAAGAAGAAGUACAAAAUAAACUUCUCAAGGGUAUUGAAAACCUUAUUUGUAUUGCCGUUGUUAACAGUCCUCGCUCUGUCACGUUAAGUGGUGAUGAAAAGAUUAUCGAUGAAUUACAACAAACACUCUCAACAUUCUAUCCAAAUGUUUUCAAAGCUCGUCUUCGUAUCGAAAAUGCAUUUCAUUCGUAUCAGAUGGAUCGAUUCGACAUAGAAAAAGAGAUGUUAUCAUCACUUAAAGAUAUUCAAGGACUUCCUCUGAAAGACUCUCAACAAAUGUUCAAUCCAAAAUGUGCUAAAGCUAAUCUUUAUUCAAGUGUAACUGGUAGUAAAUUAAGUGAUCAGGUACCAGUCAAUGCUCAUUAUUGGUGGUCAAAUGUGAGACAAUGUGUUCGAUUUCAUGAUGCUAUGGUAUCAAUUCAACAACAUGACACUCCAACUGUUUUUCUUGAACUUUCACCACAUCCAGUUUUGGCUACAUCUAUUGGAGAAUGUUAUCAAUCGACAAGCAGUCAACCACUGAUUCUUCCAACAUUGAAGCGAAAAGAAAAUGAACAAAUAACAUUACUUACUACUCUCGCACAAUUGACGACAUCGUCCCAUGUUUGGCAACAAUAUUUUCAAACUCGAAAUAUAUCAUCGAUGAUUGACAAUGAACAACUAUUUGAUGAUUUUCCAUUGUAUACAUUUGAUCUUAGUUCAUGUUGGUAUGAAUCAAAAGAUUCAGUUAUGACACGUUUGGCUAAUCGAAUUCCUAUUCAUCCAUUAUUGGGUGUCCGUCAAUUAACAGGACAAACAAGUGCUACGUGGAAGAGUCUUCUUAAUGUUAACCUACCACAAUAUGCUUAUCUGAAAGAUCACAAAAUUCAAGAUGCAAUUAUGUUUCCUGCUGCUGCUUAUCUUGAACUAGUAACAGCUGCAUAUCAUCAAUUAUUUCUAUCAUCAGAUAACAAACAAUCUUCACUUGUUUUGAAAGAAAUCAAAUUUGUCAAAGCUCUUACUCUUAAUGAACAUGAGUUAACAGAAGUGUUCACACAAAUUAUCAUCCCAGUUCGCGAAUGGUUUGUGUACAGUCGACCAUGGACGUCAGCUGGUUCAGGUUGUAUGCGUUCAUCAGGCAUGGCAAGUGUUGAUGUUGUCGAUUCUUUUACCGAUCCUCAAACUCUCAAUCAAUAUUCAUUACGUGAAUUCACUCUACAUGCUCAUGGUCAUAUUGAAAUGGACAGCGUUCAACAAAAACUAACAACAUUACUUUCUACCAAUCCAACUUACAAUACCUGGUCAACGACUGAUACAACCAGUAUUUAUACUCAUUUAUCAUCACGAGGUUAUCAAUAUGGACCUUCUUUUCAAAACAUACAAUCAUUAUGCGGUACGACAUCUACAAUUAUUACUCAAAUUCAGAGUAAUCUUGAUGCAAUUAUUGAUCACUCUUGUUAUCAUUUACUACAUCCAACUGUAUUGGAUACUUUUGUGCAGUCACCUCUAGUUUUGUUAUCUGGUGCUGAUACUACAUUUAUUCCAGUUAGUAUCCACAAAUUUAUUGCUACGAGUAAAGUGAAUACAUACCACUCAAAUGUUGAGCUGCAUGGAAAAUAUAAUGAUACCGUUUGCGGCCUAGGUCAAGAACGAACAUGUACUGCUGACGUAUUGGUUUUACCAGGUGGCAGCACGACAAUCAAUGAACCGAUGUUCAUUUUUGAAGGUCUUACAUAUCAAGAAGUUCAAGGUGUACAAUCUGGUCGAUGGGCAGUAGAGAAAUCUAUUUUUGAUAAAUUAAAUGCAGGCGUUGACUUACCUAAUGAAGAUCGUUGUGAAAAAUUAGAUACAAUUAUAAAAGACUAUUGUAUGGAAAGAAUAUGGAUAGAUUCACCAAUAAUAAAAAGUGUAGCUGACUUACUGCCAUCACUCGAUCAGAUUCGUAAUGGUGGAAUUGAUGUUGUUAGUAAUCAAGAUUUAAUUGACUCAAUUGAACCAUUCAACGAAUUAGCCGCAUGUUACGCUCAAUUAUCAAUAAAAGAUCUUGAUAUGAAUCUCGUCGAUAACCAGUAUCAUCCUUUAUUAAAUGCAUGUAACUCUCUUGUCGCUACUUUACAUGAACAAAUAACAUCACAUUCUACACAACGUCGUCUUAGACAGUUAUUCGAUCGUUUUCCUCGUCUCAAAUCACUAUUAACCUUAUUAGAUACAUAUGGCUCGCGUCUGAAAGACGUUUUUACUGGACAACAGAAUGGUUUAGAUGUAUUCUUAGGAAACAACGAAACUGAACGAGCAUUACAAGAUAUAAAAACUAUUAUGAGUGCACUUAAAACAGAGCAAAUAUUUCAUGCAAUUUGUCAACAUCUUCACAUCUCAAACGAUCAGAAUAGCCAUGGAUCGCUUAGCGAUCGACGAUUACGUAUACUUUGGUUUGCCAGUGGUGAACAAAUGGACGUUCUACCUGUUCUUCAUCUUUUACUUAAUUUAUCACGUCAAACAAGUUUAUGGAUUGAUUUACAUUAUACAGAUAUGGAUCCAGUACAACUCGCACAAGCUGAGCAACUAUUUGAGACACAUUUGGCUGAUCAAACUCAUUUAAAUAUAAUAUACGAUCAAGCAACGGACUUGUUUAACAAUGAAAUUCUUGAAAAAAUUCCAGUCGAAUCGUUUGAUAUUGUGUUUGCUGCAAAUAAAUUACAGGAAAGUGAAGAUUUGACGACAUCGUUAAUUAAUCUUCGUCAUCUACUUGUUCCGAAUGGUCUUCUUUUAUUACUUGAGUUAACUGAUGUUCCUCUCUAUUUUGAUCUUAUCUUUGGUUUACUCGAGCAUUGGUGGUUACCAUCGAGUAAUGAACGUGCACUUCAUAAUAUUCAUCAAUGGACUACAGCUUUAAAAGAAAUUGGUGGAUUUGAAGAUGUCGAUACGGUGAUGAGUCACUAUGAAAGUACACUAAUUAUUGCUCACAAGACAAUAUCUCAUAAGAUAUUACAAACACUUGAUGAAAGACAACAACAAGCAUGGUUAAUCUUUGCCAAAAAUGAUCCUGAAAGUCUUGGUCAUAACAUCAUACCACUUUUGCCAUGCUCAAACAAUCGAUUUUUGGAUAUAUCUGCAUCAACGAUUGACACAAUUCGUUUUGUACUUAAAACAAUGAUGAAUAACUAUAAACAACUAUACAUUGUUUUUGCUUGGCCAUUCGAGCAAACUUGUCUCAAUGACAACAACGAGUUGCCAUUUAAAGAACACGAAGAGUCUAUUUGUGGCGCAUUUAUCCAACUUCUUCAAAUAAUUUAUGCAAUAGCACCUAAUUUUCUUCCAUUUAUAUUUGUUAUCACAAGACAUGCGCAGCUCAAUACUGGUUCCGACUGCAAUAUAAUUCAAUCACCACUUAUUGGUCUUGUACGAAGUUUGAUGGUUGAAUAUGAACAACAUCGAUUGAAGCUCAUUGAUCUACAAGCACCACCAACAAUGAUUAAUGAAUCAGCACUUGUUUAUGCUCUGGUACAAUAUAUGAUAACUUCUCGAUAUACAAAGAAUAUUAAUGAAAUUGUUCUUCGUUUUGACACAAAUGAAAAGAAAGUCAAACAUAUCACAUGGAAUUAUGAAAUGUUGCAAACACAUGAUGAAAAAGAAGAUCAAUCAAAACUAAAACAAAUUUGUAUUAUCCCUCAACAAGAUGCUAAUCAACAACCAUUCCGUCUUCGCGUGCCUCCAUCUCGUUUUGUCACUGAAUUAACAUGGAUUCCCGACAAGAGAGCACAAGAAUUACUGCCAGGUAUGGUAGAAGUUCAAAUUCAUUGUGUAGGCAUUAACUUUCGCGACGUAUUGAAAGCACGAGGUCUGUAUCCACAUACUCGUAAAUUUGCACAAUUGGAUGAAGAUCAGCCACAUAUGAAUCGAGAUACUGAACCAGGUUCAGAUUUUGUUGGGACUAUCAUACGUGCGUGUCCUAAUGUCACUUUUCAACCGGGUGAUCGUGUCGUAGGUAUCUCUUUACGUGGUGUAUUCCAUUCACAUGUUAUUGUCGACUCAACACAAGUAGUGCGUAUUCCGUCCGAAUGUUCUCUCACUGAUGAACAAUUAUCAGUUAUGCCCGUUAUAUGUCUGACAGUCAUCUAUUCUCUUAAAUAUCGCGUUCAUUUGCGACCUGGUCAAACUGUUCUUAUUCAUGCUGCAACGGGUGGUGCUGGUCAAAUUUGUAUACAAUAUUGUCAAUGGAUUGGUGCUCGUGUUUUAGCUACAGCUGGAACUGAAGAAAAGCGACAGUUUUUACGUGAAUAUUGUGGUGUCGAAUAUGUAUUCAAUAGUCGAGAUGCUUCUUUUGUUAGUGGUGUAAGAAGUAUUCUACCUCAUGGUGUUGAUGUUGUCAUUAAUUCUUUAUCAGGUAUUCUUCUACAAGAAUCCAUUAAACUACUUGCUGAUCAUGGUCAUUUUGUUGAAUGGGGAAAACGAGAUGUUUUUGACAAGUCUCCAUUGUCUAUGUUUGACUUUCGAUCGGAUUGUAGUUUUCAUGUCAUUGAUUUAGUUUCACUUUCUAACAAACAUCCAAACAUUUGCACUGCUAUGCUACAAGAAAUGAUUGAAUUACUUAUUCAAGGCAAAUUAAAAGCAAUCGAACCCACAGUUGUGUAUGAACCAUCUCAAGUGAUUGAUGCAUUUAUGAGAAGCAAUAGUGGUCAAGCCAUGGGCAAAGCUGUAGUUCGUCUAACCAAUUCUAAUGAAUCACUCUGUUUAAACAGCGUACAUUAUAAUGAUAUUAUGUUUCCAUCGAAUGUCUGCCAACAAGGAACAAUUUUGAUUUCUGGUGGAUUUGGUGGCCUUGGAUUGACAAUGUCUCGGUGGAUGAUAGAGAAACGAGGUGUAAAACGUAUUAUUCUUAUGAGUCGUCGGACAUUAGCUGAACUUGAACAAUCUUCUAAUCCACAGUAUGAGGAUUGGCUACGUUUGAAACAAACAAUAAAUGAAUAUCACGCUCAUGCUGAUGUUGUACAAGCAGAUGUAACAAAUUUUGAUCAAGUGCAUGAUCUGAUCAAAAAAUUAAGUCACACCUCUUAUCCUGUUCGAGGAAUUAUUCACAGUGCUGUCGUUGCAGAAGACCGAACUUUGGCUAAAAUGACACAAGAAUAUUUGACACAUGUUUUAGCAGCAAAAGUUCGUGGUGCUUGGAUUCUUCAUCAAGUUACACAGCUCACCCAUGCUCCUCUUCAUUUUUUUCUCAUGUUCUCAUCAAUUCGAAAUCAUCUACUUGAAGUGGCAUCGUCCGGUUACAAUGCUGGUAAUCAAUUUCUCGAUGCUCUUGCUCACCAUCGCAUGACUCAACUAAAUUUACCUGCUCUCUCAGUUAGCUUGCCUGCUGUAAGUGGUGCAGGCAUGUUUCAUCGACAACGAGAUAUGCUUAGCACUCUACAGAGUACACAUGGUUUUGAAGUAUUGCCACCAAUAGCUGUAUUCGAGUUGAUCGAACGCUUCCAUGCAAAUCAGAGGACUUGUCCAUGCCCUGUUAUUUUUGCUGUUAACUGGCAAACAUUAUAUGAAAGACGUCACAAACUACCAUUAUUUCAAUUGAAUAAAAUAGUAGAAGCACGCUAUACUAUUAUGAAACUCACAAAUAUGUCAACAACAUCAACAGGACUCAAUAGUACAACUAGUUCGAAUUUGAAUCGAAAAGAAACUAUUAUUGAACGAAUUCAAACGGCUGUAGCACGUCUUUUAGGUGCAGCCGAUAUUGAUCGUAUUCUAGUUGAUCGUUCAUUGGUUAGCCAAGGUAUGGAUUCAUUAGCAGCUCUUUCACUCUAUAAUUGGUUAGGACAAGAGACCAGUGUUUAUAUACCAUUAGUCGAUCUACUUCAAGGAUAUUCUAUUGAAACUAUUGCAACAGUAGUCCAUAAUAAACUUAACGAACGACAUCAAAUUGUAUCAUCGACUACUAAAGAAGAAAACAUGGAUACUGGUCUAAUCGAAGAAAAUGAAAUAAAACUAUCUCAUAACUCGAAUUACACUGGUAUAGAGAAUAUCAUCUGCCUUCAAGAUCCACAGCAGUGCAAUAGGUGUGUUUUCUUCUGUAUUACAACACAGUCGCCAACCAAUACUGAUAGCCUGAAUAAACUAUUCAUUGAUAAAAUAUCUGAGCAACAAAAUCAAACAAAAUCAGUUGUUGUUUAUGCUAUAAAAAUACCAUCAACAGCAUCGACAUCUACUCAUGCUCGUGAUAUGAUUUUACAAAUGCGUCGUAUUCAACCACGUGGACCUUAUCAAUUAGUGGCUGCCCGCAACAAACAGGAAGAAAUCAUUGCACAUGAAAUGAUAAGACAACUCAAAGAUCAUCUAAUGAUUAUCGACACUCAAUUACUUCUUUUGGACAGUUAG
Molecule: messenger RNA, 6366 nt
Organism: Adineta steineri
Lineage: Eukaryota; Metazoa; Rotifera; Eurotatoria; Adinetida; Adinetidae
Source: the annotation of a GenBank genome assembly